This is a messenger RNA of Cornus florida, 3311 nucleotides long. RefSeq lists its product as uncharacterized. The coding region runs from base 623 to 3034 and encodes 803 amino acids. Gene Ontology annotation, cellular component: nuclear pore. The record is from RefSeq and is a predicted model, not a curated record. Lineage: Eukaryota; Viridiplantae; Streptophyta; Magnoliopsida; Cornales; Cornaceae. The transcript is spliced from 9 exons.
UACCAAUUAGUGAGCAAAUACAUCUCAUUACCAUCCCUGUAGAGGGAGAAAAACGCGCUGCUUGUCUAGAGAGAGAAAGUGACUGCUCAAAGCGAAACACACCCUAUCAGUGAGAUUUACUUUACACAGAGAGAGUGCGUGUUUAUAUAUAGAGUUCGAAUUUCGAGGACUGUGACUAGUCUACGGAGAGAGUCCACUCACUGGUGAGACUAGAGAGGAAGGAGAGUGUUUUUAUAUAUAUAUAUGUAUAAGUUUGGAUUUCGAUGAAUGUGAUUAGAUCAGAAGAAACUACGAUAAACUUUUGGCUGAUUGAAAAUGGCGGAACACGAGGCUAGCGUCUGAGGCUUCUUCGAUCUUUCGAAAUUCCAAGUAGAGGAAAAGCUUUGUUGCUUUUGGGGAGAUCUGGUUUUUGUUGCCGUUCAUUUGGGCCAGCAUCAGAAAAGUCUGAAGAUUUAUUAAUUAUAUUGACAUUUGUUUCGAGGACCAGAGGAAAUUGUUCUGCCUGUUGAAUGUGAGAUUGGCCUCUCCUUCAAGGGCAUUUUAAGAAUUGUUGAUUGUUGCUUUUCUUCCUUAUCAAAGAAUCUUCGUUUAAUUGCAGUUCAAAAGGUGAAAUAUUUAAGGUAUGAAGGAUAUUGACAAGAAGAAAAAUCCAAACAAUAAUCAAAUAAAACGUUCUGGUAGAUCUGAAAGAAGAGAUCAUAAACUUCAACAAGAGGAUAAACGCAAAAAUUUGAAUGCAAAAGAAAGUAAAUCUAAAACUUCAAAUGCUAAAUCAGACUACAGUGUCUUAGUAAGUGAUUCAAACACUGGCACAGAGCCCUCUGAAGUUUAUCAAAACAUGGUUAUACAUUACGCAGAUGAUGUCUACAGGUUUGAGGAGGCAUCUCAAAAUUCAAAAACCCAUGAAAUGGUUGACAAAGAGACUAAGGAUGAAAUAAAUGAUCAUUCUAGUGAUUCGGAGAAAGAACCUAAACAAGGAAGGGAAGAAGAAUCUGAGGCUGAGACGGUAAAAGAUUCUGCAUCAUCUCAAGGGGAUUCACAAACAGCUGAGGAAGAGAAUAAUUCAAGAAUUCCCAAAAGGCUUGCAAAAAAGGAUUCCUCUGAGCGCCGUCCCCAUUCAUCAAGAGUGAACUCUGAUCGGGGAACAAAUAAUUCACAUAUCAAGGCAUCACAUAACACUCCAAAGAAGGCCUCAAAAAUCAAUAGUGGGUCCUCUAAAGCAACUGCAAGUAAUAUACCUGAUAACAGCUCAAGAAAUAUGGAAGUCCCUCCAAAACCUUCAUCAGAAUCCUCUGAAGGGUUAGAUGACAAGCCUCUUGAAGAGGCAAAGGAAGUAGAUAUUUUGGAUGGGGCCUCAACUGGUGCUCGGAGUGUUGGAAGUGACAACGAAACAGCCAAUGCGGAAGAAAAUGGUGAGCAUGAAGACAAGGAAGCUGUAGAUCAAAAGAUUGAAGAAAUGGAAACAAGAAUUGGGAAACUUGAAGAGGAGUUGAGAGAAGUUGCUGCUCUUGAAAUUUCACUCUAUUCUGUGGUACCAGAGCAUGGUAGCUCAGCACAUAAGGUGCACACUCCUGCCAGGCGCCUUUCUAGACUUUAUAUUCAUGCUUGCAAAUAUUGGUCUCAAGACAAGCGGGCCACAGUUGCUAGAAACACUGUAUCAGGGCUUGUGUUGAUUGCCAAGUCUUGUGGCAAUGAUGUUCCAAGGUUGACUUUCUGGUUGUCAAACGCUGUUGUACUGAGGGAAAUUAUCUCUCUAGCAUUUGGCAAUUCAUGUCAAUCAAAUUCUGUUACAAGGAUUUUUGAAGUAAAUGGCGGAGAAAAGAAAGACUUAGGGAAACCUUCACUGAAAUGGAAGGGUGGUUAUGGCAGUAGACAAACAACUAAAAAAGGUUUUAUGCAGUUCAUUGAUGAUUGGCAAGAGACGAGAACCUUCACAGCUGCACUCGAGAAAGUUGAAUCCUGGAUUUUCUCUCGGAUAGUCGAGUCAAUAUGGUGGCAGACCUUAACUCCUAAUAUGCAAUCUCCGGAUGAGGAUUUGAAUACUAAUAAAACCCCUUCGAGGUUACUGGGACCUGCGUUGGGUGAUCAGCAGCAAGGCAGCUUUUCUAUUAACCUAUGGAGAGAUGCUUUCCAAGAUGCUUUUAAAAGACUUUGUCCUGUUCGAGCAGGGGGGCACGAAUGUGGUUGCUUGCCUAUUUUGGCAAGAAUGGUCAUGGAACAGUGUGUUACCAGACUUGAUGUGGCCAUGUUCAAUGCUAUUCUGCGUGAGUCCGUCCAUGAAAUCCCAACUGAUCCUGUAUCAGAUCCUAUACUCGAUUCCAGGGUUUUGCCUAUUCCGGCUGGUGAUUUGAGCUUCGGAUCUGGUGCACAGCUAAAAAAUUCUGUUGGCAAUUGGUCUAGAUGGCUUACUGAUCUGUUUGGCAUGGAUGCUGAUGAUGCUCUGAAAGAGGGUGAGCACAGCGGGGAGGAUGCUGACAAGCAGGGUGGAGAUGCUGAACCAAAAUGCUUCCAUCUUCUUAAUGCCCUGAGUGAUCUUUUGAUGCUUCCAAAAGACAUGCUCAUUGACCGGUCAAUCAGAGCAGAGGUAUGUCCAUCAAUUAGUCUUCCGCUGAUUAAACGUAUACUCUGCAACUUUACUCCAGAUGAGUUUUGCCCAGAUCCUGUCCCCGGCGCUGUGCUAGAGGCAGUAAAUGCUGAGUGUAUUAUAGAGCGCAGAUUGUCGGGAGUCUCCUCCAGUAGCUUCCCUUAUAAUGCUGCUCCGGUUGUCUACACCCCUCCUUCACCUUCGGAUGUGGCAGAGAAAGUUGCUGAUGCAGGAGGGAAAUCUCAUUUGGCUAGGAAUGCAUCUGUUAUUCAGAGGAAGGGAUAUACCAGUGAUGAAGAACUGGAGGAAUUGGAUUCUCCUCUAACAUCCAUCAUCGACAAGUUGCCAUCAUCUCCAACUCUAGCUGCCAAUGGAAAUGGGAAACACAGGGACCAAACAAGUUACAUUGGUGCAAAUGCAAGGUAUGAACUCCUCCGCGAAGUCUGGUAGCAUGAACUCCUUGAAGUAUGGUUAGUGUUAGUGCUACUGCCAAUUUUAUGUAUAUCAAUGGUUUUUGUAUGAAAGAAAAAGUGAAUAGGAGGUGAAGAAUAGUGAAAAUUGCAAGGAAAAAAAAAUGAGGGACAGUUUUAGCAUAUUCUCAAAUAUUGCCCAAAGCUAUAAGUUCUCUUGUAUAUUUUAUUGUCUGUAUUGACAGUUGAAAAAACUCCAUUGCUUGUAAUAAAUGUAUUCUCAUUUUCUGAAGGCAGUAUGAUUUCUUUCUUUCCCA